This is a messenger RNA of Lactuca saligna, 1928 nucleotides long. Lineage: Eukaryota; Viridiplantae; Streptophyta; Magnoliopsida; Asterales; Asteraceae. The record is from the annotation of a GenBank genome assembly.
ACAAGUUUUGUGUGCCAGAAGAUGCCAACGCUUAGGUGGAAAGCAUGACCCCAAAAAUUUGAUUUUGCCGCGCGCUCACAGUCAACCCAACCUAAUGACCAAUAGGCUCGGUUUUUGGCAUUUAUUACCAAACCAUUCUCUAACAUUAACCCACAAAUCCGAACCUACCUUCUUCCCUACCCUUCUCCCUCUUUAACAUUUUUGCUCGUUUACAGGUGUUUACAUCGUCGCAUCUUGUUCAACUUUCCACAUAUCUCCUUCCUAAAACCUUCCUACUUCUCACUAUGAAGAUUCUUCGUAUGUUUUAGAUUCUGUCGUCUCCAAGGGUCGUUUUCGUAUGGGUCUUCUGAUUUAAGGAUGCUAAAUGUGCGGUUCGGAUUAGUUUUGUUUACUCAUCGACAUCUUUGUCAAAUUGACAGGAUACACGCAAGUUACAGUUGAGUCAUUGUUCGUAUUUCGCUCUUUCUUUGACUUCAUUUUAAAAUAAAGUAGUCACGAGUUAUAUCGUUUGUUCACAUGCUUGACGAAGAUUUGUGGACGUAUUUCUACCCACGAAAGAUUUGAAAGAUCGUCCGUUUCUGAGUUUGAAUCUUGAUGUUUCAUUGUCAAUUAAUCUUCGAGGACAACUGAAAGAUGUCAAGCAAGACUUCAACGAAGGAGAUUGAUCCGUUACUGAGGGAUCUGGAUGAGAAGAAACUGAAUUUUCGCCGGAACGUGGUUUCACUCGCCGCCGAGCUCAAGGAUGUCCGCAGUCGUCUAUCAUCCCAAGAAGAGUCAUUUGCUAAAGAAUCUUUAACUAGACAGGAAGCAGAAAUAAGAGCUAAGAACAUGGAAGAAGAGAUUUGUCGAUUGCAGAAGAGUUUAGAUGAUCGAAAUCUGCAGCUUCAAGCAUCAUCAUCCGAUGCUGAAAAGUAUCAGCGGGACUUGGAUCAUCUUACAUCACAACUUUCAUCCACAAAAGCAACAGCGGAUGCAAGCGCCAUUUCUGCUCAAUCUGCACAGCUUCAAUGCAUGGCUCUGUUAAAGGAACUGGAUCAGAAGAACAAGUCGUUGAAAGAGCAUGAAGCUCGAGUUAAUCAAUUGGCGCAUCAACUAGAUCUUUUGCAGAAGGAUCUUGAAUCCCGAGAAUCUUCACAAAAACAAUUGAAAGAUGAAGUCAUGCGAGUUGAACAUGACAUCAUGCAAGCUUUAGCAAAAGCUGGAGCAAAUAAUGAUUGCGAAUUGAGGAAGAUCCUUGAUGAGGUUUCACCUCGAAAUCUUGACAAGAUGAUGAAAUUGUUAUCAGCCAAAGAUGAAGAAAUAACCAAGUUGAGAGAUGAACUCCGGGUUAUGUCAGCUCAUUGGAAACUCAAAACCAAGGAUCUUGAGUCCCAAUUGGAGAAACAUCGUAGAGCAGAUCAGGAGUUGAAGAAAAGAGUUUUAAAACUUGAGUUUUGUCUUCAUGAAGCUCGGGCUCAAACCCGGAAGCUCCAACGGAUGGGAGAGAGGCGAGACAAAGCGUUGAAAGAAGUGAGAGAUGAAUUGGCAGCAACAAAGAAUGGUGGAAACGGGGAAAACCAGAACCAGAACUUCUGGGAGAUGCCAGGGUUUAAGAUUGCUGUAUCGAUGUCGAUGGUGAUUCUGGUGUUGAUUUCUAAGCGCUAGUAGAGUCUAGUAGUCUAGUAGCGUAGGUGUAUUAUGUUAGGGAUAAUUUGAAAGGUGAACGUGUAUGUGAAUGCAAUUAAGUGUUGGAUAAUUGGAUAAAAAUUAGGAUCAUAGAGAGCCAAUGAGAGGGGAUGGGUUUGUUUAUAAAAUACCCUGUGCCUGUCGAUCUUUUUAAAAAUUUCAAAUUUCAGAUUUCUCUGGUACAAUUCUAAAGCGUAUUGAAAAACUAGGUUUUAGACUUUAGUUUAAAAUCUAGUUUUAGCUGUAAAAAUGUUAAAAACUAG